Ustilaginoidea virens is the source of this 984-nucleotide messenger RNA. RefSeq lists its product as uncharacterized. Bases 1 to 984 code for a protein of 327 amino acids. The transcript is spliced from 3 exons. The record is from RefSeq and is a predicted model, not a curated record. Gene Ontology annotation, molecular function: cytochrome-b5 reductase activity, acting on NAD(P)H. Gene Ontology annotation, biological process: ergosterol biosynthetic process. Lineage: Eukaryota; Fungi; Ascomycota; Sordariomycetes; Hypocreales; Clavicipitaceae.
AUGUUGUCCAGAUCUGUGUUUCGUGCGGUGCAGCCGCUCAAGGCGCAAGCCAGACGACGAUAUGCCACCGAGCCCGCCUCGCAGGGUGGCUCCAACGCGCUUCUCUACCUGGCCGGCGGCGUGGCGGUCGCCGGAGCCGGCUACUAUUACUUGAGCAGUAACCCCUCUGCUGCCGCCAAGGUCAAGGAGGUCGCCCCUGCCAAGCCCGCUUUCACGGGCGGCGACCAGGGAUUCGUGUCCCUGAAGCUCGCCGACGUGGAAAACGUGAACCACAACACCAAGCGUCUGCGCUUCGAGCUCCCCGAGGCGGAUAACGUGUCUGGGCUGCAAGUAGCCAGUGCCAUUCUGACCAAGUUCAAGGGCCCGGGGGAUGAAAAGGCCACCCUGCGACCCUAUACUCCAAUUAGCGACGAAGAUGAAAAAGGGUACAUUGAUCUCUUGGUCAAGAAAUACCAGGGCGGACCUAUGAGCACUCAUAUCCACGACAUGGUUCCCGGGCAGCGCCUCGACUUCAAGGGCCCUCUCCCAAAGUACCCUUGGGCUGAGAACAAGCACGACCAUGUUGCUCUCAUCGCCGGCGGCACCGGCAUCACCCCCAUGUAUCAGCUCUGCCGGGCCAUCUUCAACAACCCCAACGACAAGACCAAGGUUACGCUCGUCUUUGGCAACGUCAGCGAGGAGGAUAUCCUUCUCCGACGAGAGCUCGCCGAGCUUGAAAACACCUACCCGCAGCGCUUCCGCGCCUUUUACGUGCUGGACAAGGCGCCCAAGAGCUGGCAAGGCGGCAGCGGCUUCAUCAGCAAGGAUCUCCUCAAGACUGUUCUUCCCGAGCCCAAGGAGGACAACAUCAAGGUCUUUGUUUGUGGACCUCCGGGUCUGAUGAAAGCCAUCUCGGGUCCCAAGGUCAGCCCCAAGGAUCAGGGUGAGCUGUCGGGCUCACUGAAGGACCUGGGCUACAGCAAGGAGCAGAUCUACAAGUUUUAG